GGCUGUUUAUAUUGAAGGACGCAUGCUUGUUUUGCGUCGGUGCAAGGGAAAGCUUUCCUCAUCUGGUCAGAAUUCUUAAUUUAUGACACUUCGAAGUGAUAUUUUGCCAACUAUGAGAGAAAACUAUGGCAGAAAACGAGCUUGCUGCGUUCAGGGAGCGUUGGAAACAAGAGUUAACGGGUAAAAAAGACGAAAAGCCGCUUCUUGUUAGUGCUUCUACCUCCUCCCGGGAUCUUCCUGGUCAGUCAGGAAGGAAAGACUUGAAAAAUACCAACAAGACCUGUAGUUUUUCAGAUUUAAAAGAAGAUGUUGGUGAAAGAGGAGACAUCGAAGCUGCAGCAGAGACCGAGGAGGACCAGCCUCAGUAUGUGUCCAUUGCACGCAGUUUGCUGGACGGGAGGACCAGUCCUCUGCUGGACAGGAUUCAGGAGGAGAGAACCAGGAGAAAGAGACAUUAUCACAGCAUGACAAAUGUCUGCAGUGCAUCUCUGCAGCAGCAGCAGCCUCAGAGGAAGGUGAAGAAAGAAGAGGAGCUGGUGGAUCAACUGAUUCAGGAUCUGAAUGAAGUCAAUGACAUUCCCUUCUUUGACAUUGAGCUGCCGUACGAGUUGGCCUUGAAGAUUUUCCAGUAUCUCAGCUGCACUGAACUAGGCCGAUGUGCCCAGGUGAGCAAGGCAUGGAGAGUCCUUGCAGAGGACAGCGUUCUGUGGUUCAGGAUGUGCACGAGGGAGGGUUUCCACGAGGACGCCAGCGUGUCCGACUCCCCCUGCUGGAAGAGCACGCUGCGAGACUGCAGGAAUUCAGCCAAGACUGUGAGCUCCAACUGGAAGAACCGUGUUGGAUCCAUCAGCCAGCUGCAGUUCGAGUUGGGGAAGGUGUUGUGCGACGUCAGCUCCUGCGACAGCUUCGUCUUAGCCGGGUACACGUCUGGUGAUGUGAGGCUGUGGGAUACGCUGCACUGGGACUCUGCAGCUUCUUACCUGAAGGCCAACAGUCUGUCUGCUAACACAGAGCCCAGACCACAUGUUAGUCACGUCCAGGUCAACGGCACGGUGGCUGCUGCUGCAUAUGAAGAUGGAUGUGUCGACCUGUGGAGCACAGAAACUGGUGGGCAGCCCAUCCACCACUACCAGAGCCCAGGGAGGAUCCAGGCUUUGGCUCUGAGCCCCGACAGCCCCGUCCUGCUCUCCGCCGCCGGAUCAGACGUUCGGCUGGACCGUGCCGAUGACUGCGGCUACUGGAGGACGGCCUGCCAGGCUCAGCUCCCCAGCACUGUAGACGGUGUGAUUUUGGUACCAGGCAGGGGGCAGCAGUGUCCACUGGCUGCUCUGACAGCAGGUGAGGCUGUUUACCUGUUGGACCCCCGAGAGGAGGAGCCUCGGACCCUCCACUCCGUCUACGGUCAUCCCGUUACCUGCCUGGAUGCCUCUUACUCCCAGGUGGCGUUCGGGGUGAAGCGAACCGGCUGGGCCAUGCAUGACGGAGGCAACAAGAUCCACGUCUACAGCCUGGAGACGAGCAAACCGACCGUUUGUGUGGGAAACUCUCCGGGAGAUUUCACCUGCAUCAACCUGAGAGACGGCCCCCCGCAUCUGUUGGUGUGCGGAAACAAAGACAGAAGGGUCCGGGUGUUUGACCUGAGAACCGGCUCCUCCGUGGCGUCCCUGUACGCCCACCACCUGGGCGUCACCUCGGUGCAGGCGGACGACUGGAAGAUUGUGAGCGGCGGUGGUGAAGGAUUGGUGUGCGUUUGGGAGAUGAGGAUGGGAGCGAAGCUGUGGGAGAUGCACAACAGGCAUCCUGUAAGACAUGUUCGCUUUGACACCAGCACCCUGGUAACAGCCAACAUCCCAGAUGACAAGUCGCCGCGGGGCGCCUGCAUCACAGACGAUGACCUUACAGCUCAUCGCAGACACCGGGGCGUCAUCUGCCAUUACGACUUUUCUGAGGACGCGCUAUCGCAGGACCACAUCCUGCCGAUCUGCAGGUCCGACUACACCGAGUCACACGGCUACAACUACAACAUUGGCCUGGCGGUGCCUUACGACAGGCUGUCCGGCUCCCAUUCAUCCCACUGACGCUGGAAUUUCAAAAACUGCAAAUGGACUCACUGUGUAAGUGAAAGGACAAUAGAAACAUUCAUCAGUUUGAUUCUCCAAACUGUUUCCUUUUUAUCAUCCUAAUUAAAUCAAGGCUUUGGAAGCAUAUAUGUAAGUGUUGCAUAAGUAUUUGUGAUUUAUAGUAAUGAAUUUAAACUUGUAAACCAUUACUGUUAUUCCUUUUUUUAAUUUCUGGAUUCCAUCAAUUGUCGAUGUCAUAUUUACUAAAAAAAGAUUCUUCUUAA
Amphiprion ocellaris (clown anemonefish) is the source of this 2344-nucleotide messenger RNA. RefSeq names its product F-box and WD repeat domain containing 8 (gene fbxw8). The coding region runs from base 126 to 2078 and encodes 650 amino acids. Lineage: Eukaryota; Metazoa; Chordata; Actinopteri; Pomacentridae. Gene Ontology annotation, cellular component: preribosome, large subunit precursor. Gene Ontology annotation, molecular function: protein binding. The transcript has 11 exons. The record is from RefSeq and is a predicted model, not a curated record.